CCAUGACUAUCUAAAAAACACCCACAACAAAAUAUCCACAUAAUAAUUAGCAUUAAAGUUUUAUAAUUCAUAUUGAUGGAUUGCAAGCAAUUUGCCUUGCCUCUGCUAGCGAAGUGAAACCUAGGCCCAAUUCCAGUUUGCAGACAGUCAACACAGUAGUAGUCUUCGGGCAGCAUGUCGCAGAAAAAGUUAACGUUAAACAGCACAAGUUCGAGUCCCAAAUGGAGGUAUCUCUAUCUGAGACGCAAUCACAGGCAUCGCUUGGCCGCCUUUUUCGCUGAAUUUGUGGGCACCGCCACAUUCAUCUUUAUUGCCUGCAUGGGCUGUGUGACCACGCCCCUCUUCUUUAACUCACACUUCGAGCUGAGUCUGAACUUUGGCCUCGCCAUUAUGAUUGCCAUCCAGAGUUUUGGAUCCAUUUCGGGGGCGCAUCUCAAUCCAGCCAUCACAUUGGCUGCUUUGAUCUAUGGUGCAAUCAAUUGGUACAUGUCCAUUGCGUAUCUGGUGGCUCAAGUGGCUGGUGCACUGGUUGGCUACGGAUUACUAAAGGCUGUGCUCCCACUGAAUGCCAUCAUCGGUGUGGAUCAGCCAGCUGGAGUGUGUGUCACCACGCUCAGCAGUGACAUCUCAGAGCUGCAGGGAGUGUUCAUUGAACUGCUGCUCACCUGCUUCCUGACGAUGGUCGCCUGCUCCGUUUGGGACCCGCGCAAUGAGAAACUCAAAGAUUCGACGCCACUGCGCUUUGGCCUCACAGUGUCGAGUCUGAAUUUGGCAGCGGGUCUCUUCACCGGUUCCAGCAUGAAUCCAACACGCUCAUUGGGACCUGCCGUGUGGAACAAUUCGUGGAAACAUCAUUGGAUCUAUUGGGUGGGUCCUUUGGUGGGUGCAGCGCUCACUUCGAUCAUCUACCGUUUGUUCUUUAAAGGCGAGCGCGAGGAAGUCAUCGUUGAGCUGCGCGACUCGAAUGCGAAAAUUCAAUUUAUCGAUAAGGUUUAAAUUCUACAGAGUACUAAUAUUAAGUUCGCUAUAUACAGAAAUACUUAGUUUUAAUCUAGAGUUAAGUGUUUGCAAUAAAACACGAUUCCAUAUCGUGCUGUCGCUGGAAUUCAGUCUGCUUAUUGGAAGAUUGCUUAUUUUAAAUUAAAAUAAAACACCAAAAUGUGUUGAUAAGGCAUUUCAAAUUAUUAAACAAAUUGCAUGUGACCGACUAAGUGUUCUAACACUUAACACUUAACUUAGUAACCCACUUCUACACGCGUCUUUAUGUUGAGAUUUUAAAACGGAGACACCGAAAUAAGGACGGCAUAAGAUAUGAUAAGAAUUAGACGUAAGAGUAACUUAGCCGGAAAUUUUAGAAAAAUGCUGACACUUAUAAUGAUUUAAAAAGGUUUCAAAGUGUG
This is a messenger RNA of Drosophila sulfurigaster albostrigata, 1400 nucleotides long. RefSeq names its product aquaporin AQPAe.a-like. Gene Ontology annotation, biological process: transmembrane transport. The record is from RefSeq and is a predicted model, not a curated record. Gene Ontology annotation, cellular component: plasma membrane. Bases 175 to 996 code for a protein of 273 amino acids. Gene Ontology annotation, molecular function: water channel activity. Lineage: Eukaryota; Metazoa; Arthropoda; Insecta; Diptera; Drosophilidae. The transcript has 2 exons.